Messenger RNA from Amphibalanus amphitrite, 1296 nucleotides. RefSeq lists its product as uncharacterized. The transcript has 5 exons. NCBI's taxonomy places the organism in Eukaryota, Metazoa, Arthropoda, Thecostraca, Balanomorpha, Balanidae. The record is from RefSeq and is a predicted model, not a curated record. The coding region runs from base 319 to 1110 and encodes 263 amino acids.
AACAAAAAGUUUGCCAUACAAGUUCAGCCAGCAAUGCCAGUUUGUUGUGCCUUCGACUGCGACUGUCAGGCCGGUGUCGCUGUGGAGGCCACCGACACACCGGUGGCAAUGCUGGGGUUGUCGUUACCCAGCUAUCGUACGCCUGAUGUUUGUCCAUCAGGUGUCAGGCAUCUGCAAAAGUGGCGCUCCUCUGUUGACACCGCGAAGGACGACCUCCCUGUGACGUCGGCAGGGCCUCCGGCGCGGCGGUGGGCAGUAUAUAUGCUGCUCGUGCUACAACGAUAGCCAGUCCAGCCAAGACCUCUCAGUCAUAGCAUCAUGAAGUUCCAGAUCUUGUUGAUCGCCACCUGUGUGUGCGUCGCUUCGGCGGGCAUCCCCAAGAAGCUCUUAAAGAAAUACGCCAUGAAGAAGGUAAUGGAGAGCUGUUUCGGCGAACAGGUGAUCUCUGACCUGAAGGAGGAGUUGGCCGCUGCCAGCGAGAAGUGUCAUGGUCGUCAGGGACCUGCCCUGCCUCAGCUUCGUGACCGGCUCCGGUCUAUUCUGACUGGCUCGGAGCUGGGGCAGCCCCAACCGUCUCUGUACUCGCAGAACGUGCAGUACGUGGCCAUCCCCGUCCAGUUCCAGUCGGUGCAGGCUCAGCGCCGCUGGAGGCGCGACGCGCACCACGGCAAGUUCGGCGCCGCCAAGCUCAUGCGCCUGCGCAACAAGAUCUCUUCCAUGGUCGGCAACGUCACCUGCGUCAUGCAGGAGAUGAACAUGUUGACCGCCGACAACGAGAUCAACUACGACUCCAUCAAAGCUCGCUUCUCGGCGCUGCCGGUGUCGAAGGGACUGGUGGCCGACCUGGUGGAGAGUGUUGAGGAGUGCCGCCAGUUCUCUUCCUGCCUGCCCGAGUCCAUCUUCGCCAAGACUCCGAUCGCCGCCGGCUUUGGAAAGCAGGUCGCCUUCAUCAAGUGCCUGAAGAUGGCUAAGAUCGAGGCGUGCAUGAAGAAGGACUUCCGCGAGCAGUACCUGCCGGAGCUGAUGAAGGGCGGCAUGAACGUGGACGACGAGGAGAGCUUCCAGACCAUCAUCACCUCGGCCAUUCUGGAGGAGGACAGUGACAUGUAAACUGCUCACUCAAGACUUAAGAACGAUGAUUGAAGGUGGCGACCGGACCUUGCCAUGUCUUUGGCCCUGUUCUACUGUGCUGUCAGAAAGGAGGGCAUUUUCGUGUUUUUCAUGUUAAUCCCACUUACAAAAUGUGUUUUCAUGUCGCAGUUGACCCUGAACUGAAAAUAAACGCUUUCGUCAAUA